Messenger RNA from Durusdinium trenchii, 1977 nucleotides. NCBI's taxonomy places the organism in Eukaryota, Dinophyceae, Suessiales, Symbiodiniaceae. The record is from the annotation of a GenBank genome assembly.
AUGCGGCCGCCGCAGACGAUGCCACCGCCACAGACGGUGCCGCCGCAACAGACGGUGCCACCACCGCAGUCAAUGCCGGUUCUGCCGGAACCUGACGAUGAUCAUGUACCGAUCCCUCAUCGGAUUGAGGACAUGGGCGACGGCCUCUCGCGGGCGCCGCCGAAGAGCUCCGAGAAGCCGCCCGCGUGGCACGAGAUCGAGGCGCGGCCGCACCUGAUCGAGGUGGAGCUGGAGGAGUUGGAGUUACAUCCCGACGCGCCGGAUCUAAAACCAGGCUGGUUUGAGUCGCUGAAGUACUUCGUCUCCUUGCAUCCCCGUUCCGAGGAGCCCGAUCAUAUCCCGCUCCCACGCGAUCCGCCGCUCCAAAGCGUCGAGGGACACUACCUGGUCUCCCAGGCGCAACGCGCCUAUGAACCUGGACUGCAGGUGGGCGAUGGCAUUCGACAAAAUCUGGUCGCAUCCUUCGAGGAGAGCAUGAGCCUUCCAAUGGAGAAGCUGGACCAUUAUUUAGUGGCCUACGUUUGGGCCACGAAGACUGGCUUGAUGGGCGCACAGAACACCACCCUUGUGGGGCGUGCACUGGCGCCCUUGCAAGAGUUCAAACUGCAACGGAAGACCACCACUUGGGGCAUCUUCGACAUUUUGGAAGGUCAUCGGGUGGCUGAGAUGCGCUUGAGGUAUCAUGCCUGCACGACGCCCGCUGCCAUUGAAGAGCCACACGUGGCGGAUGUACAGCAGACGGAGGUCACGGUGCGAUGGGCGCCGCCAAAGAAUGACCAUGGGGCGCAGGUGAUUGGAUAUCGGAUCUCUAUCCUACUGGAUCCCAAGCCUAACGAGCCUCCACAGUGGUACACCUUGUGUGAGUGCACCAGUGGCAAGAAUCCGGUGUAUGUGGUGGCCAAUCUGAAAGGCAACACCGCCUACCUGCUGGACAUCAGGGCCGUGAACAAGGUGGGUUAUGGUGAUGCCUAUGAAUAUCAGAUCACCACUGCCCCGGUCACGCCCGAUCCACCUGGAAAGCCCUGGAUCGAGGAAGCCAGAGAUGGCUGUUUGAACGUGGCCUGGAGUUCGCCUGAGAAUGAUGGCGGGAUGCCCAUCACCGCCUACAGGAUCCGCAUGCGGAAGAUUCUAGGUGCAUCACGUUGGAACCCCUUCGGCCCGGGUGAAGCCGCUGCCUCCUGGGUGGAAAUGGGGUCAGUGGCUGCCGCAGGUGAUGCGGCCAUGUACAAUGCUUGGGUCGGGCCUCUGGAAGCGGGCGCUUGUGACUGGGACGAACACCGCGGCAAGCGUGCGGGUGCACGUGUGGCCAUUCGGAAUGACCCAGGAGGUUUCGUUGUGGAGAAUAUCGAAGAAGGCUUCAACACUGGAAGGGGCGAAUACCGUUUCCAGAUUGCCGCCUUAAACAAGCUGGGCGAAAGCAAGCCGACGCGGGUCGCGGUGACAGCCUCUGUCAAGCGGAUGGACGACCUUGAUGAACCCGUCACCUUCGUGGCGACGCGGCUUUGCCGGCGCGAAGCGAUGCGCCGCGCCAUCCGUGCCGUCCUCCCGCGAGGCGAACUCCUCACCGUCCAAUCCGAUGACCGCCACCCUGCAGGAGACCGAAGGGAAACGGCGUGGAGCUCCUGGCUUGCCCUUACCGUCCUCCAUGCUGAAGAGGAGCAACUCGCGCUCCCUGAGAUACGAAAAGCAGAGCUGGUGAUUAUGAAGGAAUCCAUGCAGGCCUUCCAUUGGCCCUCAGAGCAGAUCGGCGAGCGUAGCGGCGAACGCGUGCGCGCCGGGAAGCGCGCGGCCAAGUUCAUCGCCUGCGGCUCGGCCGAGCCGACUUGGAGGUCUCAGAUAGACCUCCAAACGUACCCCUUGAGCAGGUACUGGUACCGUUUUUUUCAAGGUCAUGUGCUAUUUUCUAGGGUACUUGAGGUCACGUCCAAGUACUUGCCGAGAGGCCUGGUACUGGACGAAGAUACAAAGAAGGGUUGA